AUGGCUAAGUGCGACUCAUGUAACAAGAUGAUGGAUGCUAACAAUAGCAUAACAUGCACUCAAGCAUCUUGCACGAAAGGACUGCACUUUGCCUGCAUGAACCCAUCUAUAAAGGAUGAUAAGGAACAACGACUGACCUGGAAGUGCCCGUCAUGCAAGGUGAAGGAGCCGCGCGCCAACCGGGACAAUACGCCCAUCAGGUCAUCUAAAGACGAUGGGAAGGGCAGCAGCGCGGAGAAUGUCACUGUACGUCGAGGUACACAGCAGCAGGAUAAAAAACAGCAGCAGGACUUCUUAGCAAGUAUGAGAGAAGAAAUUCUGAACACCAUACGAAGCGAAUUACCUAAAGUCGUACGCACUGUUAUCUCUGAUGAAUUGCGCCCAAUGAACAGCCUCAUUAAAGAACUUGAGAAAUCGGUCCAAGCCAUGAGUGGUAUGUAUGACUCCAUCAAAAAAGAAAUGGACUCCCAAGCUUCGCAAAUGCAGAAACUUAAGGAAGAGAACCUGUCCCUGCAUGAGAGUGUCAACGAGCUGCACGGACGCCUUUCAGACCUAGAGAAUGACUUCUCAAAGCAGGAGCAGUGGGCUCGUAUCAAAAAUAUUGAAGUCGUCGGUGUGCCGGAAAACAAUAAGGAAUCACUUCCACACAUAAUUGGAAUGCUUGCUGAGCACACGGGAGUGAAGGUGACAAGUGACGACCUGGUGUUCGUGAACCGCGUGCAGGCGAAGCGCGCUGGCGGCGGCCGUCCCAGGGCCAUUGUGGCGCAGUUCAAGGAACGAGCUACCAAGGACACCCUACUGUCUGCCUUCAAAAAGUGCCGCAGCAUCACCACUAAAGACAUAGGAAUGGACGGUGAUCACCGCAAGAUUUACAUUAACGAGCACCUUACUGUUAAGAACAAAGUUCUGCUAUCUAAAACAAAAGACCUCGCCAAGGAGGCAGGGUACAAGUUUGUAUGGUCAAAAAACUGUCGAAUUUACAUGAGAAAGUCAGAGAACUCUCCGUUUAUUCUUAUCACCAAAGAAUCAGACUUGAAAAGCAUUGUAAAAUAA
Molecule: messenger RNA, 1053 nt
Organism: Plutella xylostella (diamondback moth)
Lineage: Eukaryota; Metazoa; Arthropoda; Insecta; Lepidoptera; Plutellidae
Source: RefSeq, a predicted model, not a curated record